GGGUAAGGCGGGACCUUGACGUGAAACACCAAAACAAUGGCGGCUGUCACCUCCAGCAGACCCUACCAUGUCAUCAUUUUCGGUGCCACGGGGUUCACGGGGCAGUUCGUGGUGGAGGAGGUCGCUCGGACCGCCGCAGAGAGUCCCGGCGGUUCCCCCCUGAAGUGGGCCGUGGCCGGGAGGAGCAGACAGCGGCUGGAGGACGUGUUGAGUCGAGCCGCGGGGAGGCUGUCUAUGCCAGAGCUGAGGACUGACAUUGAAAUCAUUGUUGCCGACGUGUCUAUCGAGGAAUCGCUGGCCAUCAUGUGCCAACAAGGCGUGGUGAUUCUCAACUGUGUGGGGCCUUACAGAUUUUAUGGUGAACCAGUGGUCAAAGCUUGUGUUGAAAACGGAGCUCACUACUUGGACAUCAGUGGCGAACCUCAGUUUCUGGAGCGUAUGCAGCUUGAGUACCACGUUAAGGCCUUGGACAUAGGAGUGUACGUGAUCGGCAGCUGUGGCUUCGACUCUGUACCAGCAGACCUGGGUGUUCUCUACACACAGAGGCAGUUCAAAGGAACGCUAACGGCUGUGGAGAGCUUCCUGAAAAUUAGCAGUGGGCCUGAGGGGUUCAGCGGCCACGAUGCCACUUGGCAGUCUGCCGUCUACGGUUUCGCAGACAGUGGAUCCCUCCGCCAGCUGAGGAAGAAGUUUGGCCACAAGCCGCUGCCUGUGGUGGGAGCCAAAGUCAAAAAGAGGGGUUUUAUGUUUUUCAGCAAGGAGAUCGCGCAGUAUGCCAUCCCAUUUAUGGGCUCAGACCCGUCAGUAGUCAAGAGAACCCAGCGUUUCCUUUACGAGGAGCAGCAGCAGUCACCAGUCCAGUACAGCGCUUAUGUCGGGGUCGGCGGCCUCUUCUCAGUAGUUAAGCUCUUCUGCGGCGGCCUCCUGUUCUGGUUCAUGGUCAAAUUCAGCCUGGGCAGGAAACUCCUCACCAUGUUUCCAUCCUUCUUCUCCUUUGGCAUGUUCACCAAGUCUGGUCCAACUACGAAGCAGAUAGAAGACACCUGUUUCAGCCUGACAUUCUUCGGGGAGGGCUACUCAGAGAGCACAGAUCCCUCACAGGGCCGACCCAACGCCAAGAUCUGCACUCAGGUCAUAGGAGCAGAACCUGGUUACGUAGUGACAGUUUCCACUCUGGUACAAGCAGCCGUGACCUUGCUGGAUGAACUGCACUCUCUCCCCAGGAGGGGAGGAGUGUACACUCCAGGAGCUGCCUUCCAUAAAACCAGUCUGAUCGAUCGCCUCCAGAACCACAGUGUCAAGUUCUCAGUCAAACGCUGCGAGUAGCCCUUUAGCAGUAACCGCUGUGAGGUCACGGCUCCUCCCAGUUCCAGGAUCUUGCAUUUAUACUGAUGGUGCCCUUCAUACAGUCGACACUUUAUACAGUGAGAACUGUAAAAAUCCCCGAACCCUUCAUCUGUUGUCUGUUUACUGGUUUGCUGAUAUCACUCUAAAGCAGGUAGAGGUUCACUGUUUUGCUCGUGGACACUACAGAUCAUUAAUGCCAGCUGUGCCUUUGCUAAUUAUUUAUCUGUUUCCAUCGAAUGGAAAUGUGUUUCAUCUUCAGUAGAAAGUUUCCUCUUGAAUCUCUGAGGACUGAUCCUGCAUCACUGAUGGAUCUCUGCUUCUAGUGAGACACAACUUGUGCAUUACUUUGCUGAUUAAGCAUUUGUGUUGAUAAGUGUGGUGGAUUUUAUCUUAUUUUGAUUUUACGAAUCAGUCCGCCGGCAAAUUUAUACUUGAAAUGUAAGAAAACUCCUGAAACUUGAUAUUUAAAACACUAACAGAAACUACAGAAUUAUGACUGAAUGGAAACUGCUGUUGUAUAUUUAAAAUCUAGUUUCCAAUAAACAAUGUACUAAAGUGCUGGAUGAUACAGGAUGCAGCUGUUUUUUAGCUUCUGUGUAUCUUCUACACUGUGGCUUCAAACACGUUUCAUACUUUGAAAUGUUUCUACAGUUUCACAGAGAAUCAAACUGUAUUUUUGCUCACAUAUUUGCGAACUGCAGAACUGACAGGAAUAAACACUCAUGUGAAUCGUAACUGA
Molecule: messenger RNA, 2086 nt
Organism: Acanthopagrus latus (yellowfin seabream)
Lineage: Eukaryota; Metazoa; Chordata; Actinopteri; Spariformes; Sparidae
Product: saccharopine dehydrogenase-like oxidoreductase
Exons: 12
Coding region: 37-1326 (429 amino acids)
Biological process (GO): glycolipid biosynthetic process
Cellular component (GO): lipid droplet; mitochondrion; plasma membrane
Source: RefSeq, a predicted model, not a curated record